This is a messenger RNA of Exophiala viscosa, 876 nucleotides long. RefSeq lists its product as uncharacterized. NCBI's taxonomy places the organism in Eukaryota, Fungi, Ascomycota, Eurotiomycetes, Chaetothyriales, Herpotrichiellaceae. The transcript is spliced from 4 exons. The record is from RefSeq and is a predicted model, not a curated record. Bases 159 to 728 code for a protein of 189 amino acids.
GCAUUGGAAGCUGUUGUAGAGGGUUCGACGGAAAGCUUGCGCAACACAGAACACAUUUACACUGACCAAAUCUGGUUCUUCAGUGACCUCAGGGUAUACGACAGAAAGCUAUCCCCCCCGAAAGACCCGAACCUUCCGAACUCGGCGCGGCUGCAAACAUGGGCGCCGGCCAGUCCAAGCCGGACGAAUCUACCAAGCAUGUUUUCGCAAGCGACACACCCAUACAAUUCUCACAAGAGCUAAUCGACGCACUCGAAGCAUCAUCAGAAACAAACUCAACACGCGCAAAGACACUAGAACUACACAUUGCGCACCGCGUCGCCGCCGAACUCGAGAAACUCAAGAACCACGAAUCGUCGGUAUUGGAAGAGGCGAGGAAGAAGAUUCUGGAGUCCUCGGACGACAAGUCUGAGUCCUCGAGUGGGAAGGGCUCAUUACUAUCCAUCCCCUCGAUAUCGCCUAGCGAUCUGCUGGAGAGUAAAGAAGAUAAACGGAAAAAGAAUGUGACGUCUACGAAAGUGCAGGAAGAGAUUGAGAAGUUGAGACAGACCUUGGAUUCGAGGAAGGUGUUGAAGGAGGUUCCGGGUGAGGUUGAAGCUGCGAGACAAAAUGUCAUUUCUUGUUUGAGGGUGAAAGACCGACAACCGCUGGAUUGUUGGAAGGAGGUCGAGAUAUUCAAACGGGCGGUGAGGGGGAUGGAGGAGAGUUAUGUGGCUUCUAUGCUCUAAUUGCCAAGCUCUGCGUUGAGGACGAAUUGUAUAUACAGUAUCGGAUCUGCGAGUCGACUGGGCGGGAAAGGUGGAUGCUGUUCUGCUAGCAAAGAAGGACCACGAGGGUUACCAGCGUCGAAAGCAACUCGCAAGGCCUGAGGAGAAC